AUGGAAGAGCAAAAUGAGAGAGCUUCAACAAUUGACCCAUUAAAGACUAAUUUAAAAGAAUUCGACUGGAGAUUUGAGGUUCAAUUAGCUGGAAGGGCUACUGAGGACACAAUCAAUCCAAGAAUAUUGCUCUCACUCCCCCCCUUUUAAAUUGGAACAAAAUAUCGGUAAAAUUUCCACUUUUUUUGGUAAAUUAACCCCCCUUUAAAUUGGAACUAAAUUUAAUUUUAUAAAAAAAAUUAUAUAUAAAUUUUUAUCUAAAAAGUUUUAAUAUAAAUUAAAUGUUUCUUAUUAACUAAAUUAAAAAUUUAAUUAUAUCUUGCUCUUUUUUAAAGAUAAAAGUAUAAAGAGCAUCUUAUUUAAAUAAAUUUAUUAUCCUUGAUUGUAAAUUUUAAAAAAAAAAUUAAUUUUUUUUUUUUAAAAAAUUUUCAAAAAAAUUUUGUUUUUUUUGAUAAAAAUGAUAUUUUUUAUUUAAAUAGUUUUGAUAUAAAUUCAAUAGGAAUUCUUUAUAAAAUUUAAAAAAAUUUACUUAUUUCUUACUUUAUUUUAAAGAAUAGAGUAUAUAAUAACAUCUUAUUUAAACAGAAUUAGCACUUUGAUCGAUAAAUUUUCUAAAAUUUUUUUUUUUAAUUUUUUUUAUCAAUAAAAAUAAUAGUUUUUUUGUGUAAAUAAUUUUGAUACCAAUUAAUAGUGGCGUAUUAACUAAUAAUGAAAAUUUAGUUAUAUCUUGCUUUGUUUUAAAGGAUAAAGAGUAAAUAGCAUUUUAUUAAACAAAUUUAUUAAUCUAAUUCGAUAAGUUUUGGAAUUUUUUUUUUUUUUAAAUUUUUAUAUAUUUUAUAAAAAAAUUUAUAUUGAUAUUUUUUUUAAAAAAAAAAAUAACCCCCCUUUAAAUUGGAACAAAAUUUUUAGUUCCAAUUUAAAGGGGGGGGGGAGUCAGUUGAAACAGAUAAAGAAAAGAGAAUCAUCGAAAGUGAUUAUGCCAAUUUAAGAAACCUUUACCAGCAGCUCAAUUCAGCUCUCAAUUCAUUUGAUUCAAUUCGUGCUAAAAAGGCAGAAAAAUUCUUAACCCAGUCAAAGACAUUAUAG
Molecule: messenger RNA, 1086 nt
Organism: Blepharisma stoltei
Lineage: Eukaryota; Ciliophora; Heterotrichea; Heterotrichida; Blepharismidae
Source: the annotation of a GenBank genome assembly